GGGCGGGCGGCGGCGGCCAGGAAGCGGUGACGGCCAUGAAGCGGUGACGGCCAUGAAGCGGUGACGGCCAUGAAGCGGUGACGGCCAUGAAGCGGCGGCGCGGAGCGGAGUCAGAGCCGGGGUGUCUGAAGGCAUGGGCGGACCGGAACCGGGAACUGGCCGAGAGCUGGCGGGCGACGCGGUGCUCGGGGCAGAGCAGAGCCGUGGUGCGGGAGGUGCGGCGGCACCAAGGGACCUUCAGGGAGCUGCUCCUCGAGAUGUGGCGGCUGCCAGCUGCCCUCCCCACCCUGCCUCUGGAGCUCACUGUCCUCUACAACUCCCUGCUUUCCUCUGUGGGGGCAACAGACUCUGCCAUCAGGAGAGAAGCAGAAGGAAUACGCAUGGGGCUCCUUAGGGUUCUGGAGUCCUGUGGGUCCGGGGGUCAGGAUCUGAGCACCGAGGAGCUGUGGCAGAAGGUGCUGCAGGAGGUGACUGCAGAGGAGCUGAGGGGACCUUUGCAUCGCCUGUGUGCCCUGCAGGCAGGGUGGUGGCUGGGAGACAGGCGCCUGGGGAGCAUCACCAGCCUCUUCUGCCUCCUCAGACAGGCUGAGGGCACGGGGAGAGCUCACUGCAGCCAGGGGGAGAACAAACUUCUGUACCUGCUCAAGUCAUGGCAAGUGCCUCCUGAGGAGGCAUCCCUGCCCCUUGUACAGAGUGCUGAGGACUUGAAAGAGACCCUCUGCACAUCAGCAGUCUUUCUGCAAGGGCUGCUGGAGCUGGAGGCUGAGAACUUCCCCACUGCCUUCUCCCUCCUUAAGGAAGCUGCAGGAGGAUUCUGCUCCAAGAGACUCCUGGCUCAGAUCUACACCUGCCUUGGCUGCUGUGCUCAGCGAAUGGGCAAGCCUCAGACAGCCCUUCAGCACCUGAAACGGGCCCUCCAGGUGGACUUCCAGUGCCUUCCUGCCCUGUCCCACGCUGCAGCAGUGUACCAUGAGCUGAAGGAGACUGAUGCAGAGCUGCAGGCCCUGGCUCUGCUCUAUGAGGCUCUGGAAAAAAACCCUCCCGGAGCAACUUCCCUAACACAAACAGAGCUCCUGGUCUGCACGCCAGUCCUAGCUUCCCUCCUUCGCCAUCGCCACCCCUCUGAAGUGAAGUACCUGCUGGCACAACGCUGCCUCCAGGAUGGGAGGGUGGCUGAUGCAGUGGAACAUUAUCUGGAUGUUCUGACUCUGCUUCAGGAGGGGCCGCAGCAGCAGGUGCCCCUGGAUGGUAGCUCAGCUCUGCCCAGGAUCCCAGAGGUGUUCUUGGAAGCAGCAUCUGCCUUGGAGCAGGCUGGGAGGCACCAGGAUGCCAUAACUGUGUGUGAGGAGGUCAUCAGCCGGACAACUGACUUGAUCCCACGGAUGUUACUUGUGGAGCAGGAGCUGGAGCUGCCAGAGUGCCCAUCACCAGGGGCAGGGCUGGCAGGUCUGUCCCAGAAGAAGGAGAGUCUGCGUUGCCUGGCCUGGAGAGCAGCUGGAUACCUGCACCAGGGCUGGGCAUGGGCUGUGCUGGGUGAGAGCAAGGAGGCCAUCACACAGUUCAGCAGGUGUCUUGGUGAUCUCUUGCGGGUUCAGCUUUGUGGGUCUGGUGUUGGACUGACAGAGAAUCCCCUGCCAGAAGUGGAGGUGCUCCAGAAGAUCAGGUUGCUCUCCCUCAUUGGGCGAGGGACACAGUUCCUGGAGCUGGGAAAGCACAAGGAAGCCUUGUUGGAUUUCCAACACGGUUUGCAGAUCUCACCAGGUGACCCAGCUGCUGCCUCCUACCUGGUGCUGGCCCUGUGGAAACUGGACCGAAAGCAGGAGGCAGCUGCUCACUGGCUGAAGAUCUCCCAAAGCUCUCCGAGGGAGGAUGAGCAGGUGGGAAGGUCCUUCCCUCUGUACCUGGUGUCCUGUCUGCAGCAGGCUCUGUUCCCUCACAGGGAAUCCUUGGCCAGCAGACUCCAGGAUUACUUGGGACACCACAGACCGGGACCACUCAAUCUGAGCCGGGACACCUCCCUCUCCCCACUGCUGCAGUCUCCCCAUGCCCCCCUGGCACGGGAAGCCUAGAGGGGCUCCAGCAAGACUCGGGGUCACUCCUGGAUGAAGCUGGAUCCCCAGAGGUGGGAACAGAACAGGUCCUUUCCAAUAAAAGUUGCUGCUCCGU
Molecule: messenger RNA, 2166 nt
Organism: Calypte anna (Anna's hummingbird)
Lineage: Eukaryota; Metazoa; Chordata; Aves; Apodiformes; Trochilidae
Gene: FANCG
Product: FA complementation group G
Exons: 14
Coding region: 87-2069 (660 amino acids)
Biological process (GO): interstrand cross-link repair
Cellular component (GO): Fanconi anaemia nuclear complex
Molecular function (GO): protein binding
Source: RefSeq, a predicted model, not a curated record